GGAAAGAAACGUUCUCAAAAUACACGGGCUUAUAUUCGUAAAAAGGGCAAGAGGGAAUCUUCGUCCACUUGGCAUAUAGAGCUUAACACGACUUUGAAAGACUUCGAUCCAUUCCGGUAGACGCCCCCCCCUCCAAAAAAAAGAGAAAAAAGAUGAAGACGAGUCUCUGCUACCUCCUCUUGUAUUUCUUCCAAUUCCAGCAAAACCUUGUCUCACAACAAGUGGGCAUCCACCUUCUGCAAGAAUCUCCCCCGUCAUUGAAGAUUCAGAACUGCGAAAGCGACGGGAAAUGUUCCGAAAUACGAAUGAGCGUCACUCUUGAUGCCGAUAUCCGACCGCUCCAAGUCCUCCAAGGGAUGGAGAGCUGUAUCACUGACGAGGAGAAGGCUUGGGAUCGAAGGUAUUGUGCGGACAGCGAACGGUGCGCCGAACAAUGUUCACUGGGCGGUGUUAAAUAUAAGGCGGUCCACGGGAUCACUACCGAUGAUCAUACCCUCAAGCUCAGAUUAUUCACUCACGGAAAACUGACUGAAUCUAGGGUUUAUCUCUUGGCCGACCAGAAACAUUAUCAGUUAUUUCAUCUCAAAAAUCAACAGUUCUCGUUCGAGGUCGAUGCUUCUAAGGUUCCUUGUGGCGUCAAUGCCGCUCUCUACUUCACCUCGAUGAAAGCUGACGGCGGGUUGUCGCGCACUAACAAGGCUGGCGCAAUGUAUGGAACUGGAUAUUGUGACUCCCAAUGUCCCACUGCGCUCAGGUUUAUCAACGGACAAGCGAAUAUUGAAGCUUCUGGGGAGCCGGGAGAGCAAGUGUUUAAAAGUAUGGGGGCAUGCUGUCCCGAGCUAGAUCUAUGGGAAGGGAACGGAAUGGUCCAGGCAUAUGGGGCCCAUCCAUGCGUCUUCCCAAGCAUGACGACCUGUGAGGGGGAGGACUGCACAUCCAAGGGUGGGCUAUGUGAUCAUUCUGGAUGUGGACUUGCGUCGCAGAGGGUGGAUCAGAAUACUUUCUACGGGCCCAACAAGACGAUCGACACCCGUCACAAGUUCACCGUCGUCACUCAGUUCCUUACCUCGAAUGCAACCACUCAGGGAGAGCUGGUCGAGAUCAAACAGUUCUAUAUCCAACAUGGAGUCCUCAUCAAGCAUCGGGGCAUCAAGCUUCCCGGACAAGACUCGUCGCUCAACUCGAUCACCGAUGCGUUCUGUUCGAUCAUGAGCAACACGACUGGAACCGGGAGCGCGUUCCGAAGGACCGGCGGGCUGGAGGCGAUGGGACGCGCUAUGGAGAAGGGAUUGGUGCUCGUGAUGGGGCUUUGGACUGACGAAGUCACUGACUCCUUAGGAUCAAUACAGAAAAUACCCGCUACUAGGAAAAAUUCUCUCAAGAGAAUCAAUCAACUCGUUUGUCCUGAAGAAACUCGCACCCAGCCUUUCAUUCAAAAACAUCAUCCUCACGCGUCCGUUCUAUUCUCAAAUAUCAAAGUCGGACCUAUCACAAACUUCCCCUAUAAUGAUCUGCAGGAUUAUAGUUACCAACAUCAGGUCCAUGCUAAUGAACACACAAUCAUUUAACUCACUUUUCUUUCCUCUCUCGUAAUUUCUGUAGGAUCAUAUUAUGUUUAACAAUUCUGAAUAUUUACAAUAAAAUUCAUGCAUUUGUUUCCACUUAUGUAUCUACAUGAAUCCCAAAAUCACAAGCAUAAAUACUGAUAUAUUUUGCCCUUAUCUAGCUCAUAUUGGUAGUUCUAGCUUUC
Puccinia graminis f. sp. tritici CRL 75-36-700-3 is the source of this 1750-nucleotide messenger RNA. RefSeq lists its product as uncharacterized. The transcript has 2 exons. Bases 153 to 1568 code for a protein of 471 amino acids. The record is from RefSeq and is a predicted model, not a curated record. Gene Ontology annotation, biological process: carbohydrate metabolic process. Gene Ontology annotation, molecular function: hydrolase activity, hydrolyzing O-glycosyl compounds. NCBI's taxonomy places the organism in Eukaryota, Fungi, Basidiomycota, Pucciniomycetes, Pucciniales, Pucciniaceae.